UUUGAAUGUUUUGAAAUAAGGUGCGUCGUGUUUCGCGCGUUGUUCGUACAAAAUCUUGCAAUAAAAAUGUUGCCCGAACUUCAGGAGUGCAUUAAAACGGUACAGGAUAAUCUGUACCAUGGUUUCAUACCGACGGAUAAAAGCGGACUUCAAUGGCUAAAUUCCGUAUGCGCUGAUUUGUACCGUCUUCUGCGGAUCGUGCACAAGCACCUCAUCUUUGAUGGAAACGGCAACGUAGGAGUGCUAGAGGCGUGCUUCCUUUGCAUCUCGCAGAUCGUCAUGUGCAUCCGUUGGCUGGAGAAAACGAUCUCAACUGAACUGAAUACAGCAAGCAAACGUCAAGGCUUAGCACAAGCAAGGCAAUGCUUCCUGGACCGCAUUAUCUGGUGUCUGGAGCGGCUUAAAUCUGUGCUGGAAACGGAAAUUUCACCCGAAAGUAUUUCUGAUUCCAACUUUGUCAGCUAUCUGGAUUUAGCGCUCAGCCUGAUAGCUCCUCUAACCGUUGCCAGCGAUGCAGUGUGUCCGGAGGAUGAAUAUGAAACGAAGUACAACGAAGUCAUCGUGGAGAGUGGUCGAAUCCGUACCGUCGUUGAAGCAUUAAUAUCGCAAACGUUCGGGUUUUGCAACGUGCUGCCUGACGAUGAUAGAAAACGCAUAACUAAGAUUUGUCAAAAAGUUCUCAAGGAAUGUAUAGCACUAGAGCGGGAAAACGAUGGGAAGGAUUCGAGCGACAAAAAGCUGCGUGUAAGCAUUCUUGAAAGUGCCAUCUAUCAGUUGGAAAAUCACGUCAACGAAUGCCUCAUACGGCUGGUGUACGACACAUUCGGUGACAACGAUCGCAGAUUACUCACGCAACUAAGAACUAACAUCAGUUCCAGCGUAAGCGAGGAACAAAUUGAUGAGCUUACGAAACCGUUCGAUAAUUUCGUCGAGCGCUUGAUGCAAAUAGGGCUAUUCGCCAUAUCGUACGCCGAUAAUAUGAAAAUUUCGGCCGCAAUUCGUAGCUGCCUGGCUUCACUGGAAGCACUAGAUUCGUAUCUUAUUCCCUCGCUGUACGUAGGAACGGACAGCAAUUCGAUGGUGCUGGAAAAACACUGGCUCGAAGAAUCGGCAACGUUGUGUGUGCUGGUGCAUAGAAUAAUCGACACCAAUGCAUUUGCUUUAUCAUUAAUAGAGCUGUUAGAUGGAGCACUGGAUGCAUUGCAGCAAAGCUUUAACCUACCACAAGCGCUCGAAAUGAUCCGCAAGGCGGAAAUAUUUCAACACCAUCUCGAAAUCAAUGCUAUCGAUGUUAAUUUGCAGGAUGAAAUACUUAACAUCCAUUACGGUGAUUAUCGCACGAUGGUACUGGAAUGCCGAGCUAUCGUAAAAUGUGCCGAACGGGACGCAAAUAUUGACCCGUCGCGUAUUAUAAAACGAUUCCGAGUGCUUCAGGCGAAAUUGCGCAAAAUUCAAAUGGCAAUUAACACUGACAAGGAUGUAAAAACCGGUCCCGCGGAAGAUGUUACAUCGCACAGGCAUGAUGUAUCGUCAAAUACACCGGAACCAUCCCCGGAACGACGCACGAUUGAAGCAAACUUGCAGGAACUGUUUUCUGCCAGCCAAGUACGCAUGUCGUCCACCAACAUACUGUACCGCAGCCGUCGUGGUGAACCGGGAAAGAGAAGAUUAGAAGCAGCAUCUUUGCUUGAGCUUAACACAUUUUCCGAUAUUAUUGCUCACCGAAGGGAUCGUGCCGUUACGUCUCCCGAGAAGGGUUCGAUCAGAAAGAAGCCAUUAAGAAGAAACAGCCUUCGUGUGGCAAUGUUUAAAAAGCAACAACGUGAUCAAACGGCAGAAAUGUAUGAGAGCAUUAAAAGUGACAUCGAUUUGGAGAUUACAGUCAUUCUCGAUGAGUUAACCGACUUAUCGAACACGUUCUCAACGCAUCCUUCAAGUAAGUUAACACCUUCUGAAGAUAAUCCAUCAACGACGAUUAUACGUAAAUCUAUCACCAACGAGGAGAUAGCGGUCGUGGAUGAUAAUAAAAUAAGAAUCAACAUAUACACGGAUAUAUGAAAAGAGGGUACCAUGUUCAGCAGGAUAAAACUGAAUCUGAAGGUAAUGUAAUGAAUCAACGUCCAACAUUGCGAUUAAAUUGAUCGGUUAAAUGAUCACUAACUAUAUAAUGGGUUGUCGUCACAUAUGUAACAAUGAUCAACCGACAAAUGAUUGUUUGUAUUAAACAUUCGUAGAAUUUAUU
Molecule: messenger RNA, 2242 nt
Organism: Anopheles funestus (African malaria mosquito)
Lineage: Eukaryota; Metazoa; Arthropoda; Insecta; Diptera; Culicidae
Product: serendipity locus protein alpha
Exons: 4
Coding region: 67-2058 (663 amino acids)
Biological process (GO): cell-cell adhesion; cellularization; cell migration
Cellular component (GO): catenin complex; membrane; adherens junction
Molecular function (GO): actin filament binding; beta-catenin binding
Source: RefSeq, a predicted model, not a curated record